Molecule: messenger RNA, 1281 nt
Organism: Colletotrichum acutatum
Lineage: Eukaryota; Fungi; Ascomycota; Sordariomycetes; Glomerellales; Glomerellaceae
Exons: 2
Coding region: 1-1281 (426 amino acids)
Source: RefSeq, a predicted model, not a curated record
AUGGGACAAGUCCGAUCACACAAUUGGCUGGCCAAGCAACGGGAGACUACUACAGAAGCAGCGCUAUGCCCAUGCAUGGUGUAUGCUCGCACCGCCGAGAGACUCGAGCGAGCUGCCUAUGGCGAAGACCCCUUGACUCCACCUUCAGGUGGUUGCAGCAGUCCAUGUUGGUCGUGUGUCCUGAGCUCUAUAAUGUGCAACUGGAGGAGGCCGCUCAGCAACCAACGUGGUGACAUUCGGAACAGAUAUGCCAUCACGGGCAGCACCGAGGACGACGAACUUCACGCCUGUGCUCACCCAUACUGGACUCUCAUGGGGAAUCACAAUGAAGUCCUAGUGCGAGAGAAAAUAUGUAAAAAGUUUAACACCUACCCUUUUUCGCCAGGACCUCCACCAGUUGAGAUUCGUCGCUUCAAGCCUCAGCCCAACCACCCGUAUAAGUCGCCCGCGCAAAUGCAGAUGAAGGAAAAGAGCCUGCCGAGAAUUGUGGAGUUACCUGAAUCCGGUAGUUCAAAGGAGAGAGCAAAGCCACAGAGUCCGCCAGUGAAGGCUACCCCAGAGGCCAGCUCCCAGCAAUUGCCUCCUCCUACCAGUAACAAACACACUCCUGCGAGAACUCCCGAUACCCAGCAAAGUCAGAGUCCGACUCUGAGUUCCCAGGAUCCCCGCGUCACAGUGGCUGACUUCGCUGAGCCCCACCGGCUCAGUCAAGACCAAAAGAAGCCAGUUGGAAACAGACAAUUCCCGCAUACUAUUCACAAUGACCCUCUUUUUGGAAUUGCGGAAGAAAUUCAUCCGCAUACUGUCCACGAGGACCCAAUGGUUCAAGUGGCUCGACGGCUCUCCCCUCAUCAGAUCAACAUAGAUCCCAAGACAGCAACACCGGCUGCCAGCCUCCCUCAUAGCGUUCACCAGGAUCCCACUGUCAAAGUAGCUCAGGAGCCAACGGAGCACACGGUACACAAUGACUUAACCACCAAGACGGCAACUCCUGUACACGAUCAUAGGCUUAGCCAGGAUAUCAUGGCACCAGUCCGUACACAAGUAGUACCCCACAGUGUCCACGACGACCAGACGGUUGGUAUGCAGGGCCAGACAGCUCCACACGCCCUCAGCGGAGAUCCCACGGUCAAGGUUGAUGAGGGCGAACCGAAGCAACACGCAAUGCAAUCAAGCGCAGCGACUGCGGCACCCGAAAACCAGAAGCCGAACCCCCACCAAUUAGGAGAUAUUGGCCGUGCUUCAACGGCACCGGCCCCGCUGCAAUUGACGCGCAAUUAA